CGCCGUCUCUUCUGUUGUAGCGUGACCUCCCUGCCUGCCUGAGGGAGGAAUGUGAGUGGGGUGGCAUUUGCCGACAAGUGUCACCCAGAAGCCACAAGCCUCUCUGAGCACCGGGUCUGAGCUCCACUCAAGACAGAGCAAUGGCUUUAUCCCUGGAAGAAUUUGUUCACUCCCUUGACCUCAGGACCCUCCCCAGGGUCCUGGAAAUCCAGUCCGGCAUCUAUUCUGAAGGCUCUGUUUAUGAAAUGUUUGGAAAUGAAUGCUGUUUGUCAACAGGAGAAGUGAUUAAAAUUACUGGUCUCAAAAUUAAGAAGAUCAUUGCUGAAAUUUGUGAGCACAUUGAAGGUCAUGAGUCUCCACAGCCAUUUGAAUUGCCUUUGAAUUUUCCAGGUCUUUUUAAAAUUGUGGCUGAUAAAACUCCAUACCUUACUACGGGAGAAAUUAUAAGAACCAUUCAUAUUGGACCAAGUAGACUAGGACAUCCUUGCUUCUAUCAUCAGAAGGAUAUAAAAACAGGGAACCUCAUCAUAAAGCAGGGUGAGAAAAUCAUGCUCAACUCAGUUGAAGAGAUCAAUGGAGAAAUGAUGGUGAACUGUGGAGUAGUAAGGCAUCAUCAAAAUCACUCAUUUACUUUGCCUUUGUCACAAGAAGGAGAAUUCUAUGAGUGUGAAGAUGAACACAUUUAUACCCUAAAGGAGAUUGUUGAAUGGAAGAUCCCCAAGAACAGAACACGGACUGUGAAACUUACAGAUUUUUCAGAUAAGUGGGAUGCAACAAAUCCAUUCCCAAAAGAUUUUUAUGGCUCUCUGAUUCUCAAGCCUGUUUAUGAAAUUCAAGGUGUGAUGAAAUUCCAGAAGGAUAUAGUCCGCAUCCUCCCCAAUUUAGAUGUUGAAGUCAAAGACAUUACUGACUCUUACGAUGCUAACUGGUUUCUUCAGCUCUUAUCUACAGAAGAUCUUUUGGAAAUGACCAGUAAAGAGUUUCCCAUAGUAGCUGAAGUCAUAGAAGGGCCUCUUGGAAACCAGCUACCCAGAAGCAUUUUACAGCCUGGGAAAACCAUUGUGAUUCACAAAAAAUACCAGGCUUCGAGAAUCUUAGCUUCAGAAAUUAGAAGCAAUUUUCCUAAAAGACACUUCUUGAUCCCCACUAACUAUAAAGGCAAAUUCAAGCGGCGACCCCGGGAGUUCCCAACUGCCUAUGACCUAGAGAUAGCUAAGAGUGAAAAGGAGCCUCUCCAUGUGGUGGCCACCAAAGCCUUUCAUUCCCCUCAUGAUGAGCUGUCAUCGGUAAGUGUCGGGGACCAGUUUCUAGUGCAUCACUCACAGACUACUGAAAUCCUCUGUGAGGGAAUCAAAACAGUGGUGGACAUUCUGGCCUGUGAAAAAAUCCUCAAAAAGUCUUAUGAGGCAGCACUGCUCCCUUUGUACAUGGAAGGAAAUUUUGUAGAGGUGAUUCAUGAUAAGAAACGGUACCAGAUUUCUGAGCUCUGUACACAGUUCCGCCUGCCCUUCAAUGUGAAGGUGUCUGUGAGAGACCUUUCCAUUCAAGAGGACAUUUUGGCUGCUACCCCAGGACUGCAGUUGGAGGAAGAGAUCACAGACUCUUAUCUACUCAUAAGUGACUUUGUCAACCCCAGGGAGUGCUGGGAAAUUCCUGCUGGCCGCUUGAAUAUGACUGUACAGCUAGUUAGUAAUCUGUUUCGGGAAACAGGAUUGUUUACAGUCAAGACUCUGGUAGAAGAGAUCACUGAAGAACAAUAUUAUAUGAUGCGGAGAUAUGAAAGCUCUUUCUUGCAUCCUCCACCUCGUCCUCCCAAACAUCCCACAGUGGUGGAAACAAAGUUAACUCCGUUAACCUCAGUGGAAGAAGAGAUAGUGGGUCUGCCUAAGUCUCCCAAGCUUGUGUCAUUUCAGAGUCUCCAUGUAAACAUAUCCAAGAAACUGCACUCAAAUCGAGCUGGCCUGGAUUCAAAGGUACCAGUUGGUUGUCAGAAUGAUCCAGAGAGAGAGAGGAGCAAGAGUGAGGCAAACUGCAGUUGCAGACAUCAAUGUGACUACAGAACUCUUCCAAAAUGAAAAACACCAAAAAAAAAAAAAAACAAAAAAACAAAACAAGAUGUGACUGAAGCCACAUGGGCAGUGAAUAUAAAUGUUACAAAAGAAAACUAGACCUCAUCUUUCAGCUAAAAAUGACUAUUCCCCCAGUGGACACCAGAAGAAACUGACCAGCACUGCAAAUGAGAAAACAACCUUAAAAGUCUUAAACAAACUAAAAAUGCUUAAAGUAAACCUAUGACAAGGAAUUCAUGUACUCUAUUCUGUUGUAACAAAAGCUCUAUGUAUUAUUUCAUUGUUACUUAGGACAUAUUUAUUUAGUGUGCACUUUUUUCUUUUCGUGGUUUUAAUUCUAUUUGAACUAUUAAAUUGAGCUAUUAAAAAAUAACUAUUCAGCUUCUGAAGAAAACCAGCUCAAAAUAGGUUAAAAGCUAUACAAGUACUUUCGUUUUCUUUCAGAAUUUAUUUUGCCAGUUUUCUCAUGUUAUUAUCAUUCCUGUUCUUAAGAAUUUAAAUAACUCAAUUACACCUGAGAGUGAUUUAAAAUACCCAGUUUUUUAAAUCUGAUUCCCCUGGAGCUGUUGAAAUGAGUUUGACUUCAUAUGGUUAGUUUAUGUCAUAAAUACACUGUAUAAAUACGUUGAAGGCUCAACGAAGCUAUUCUGAGUCACUGUAUUUUCCACCACUCUCCUUCCACAAACAUCCAGAGUUCACCUCUUACUGCAAUAUCACCAGAGUUAUGAUAAUAUGCCUUAUAUUUUAUGUACUGUAUACUAGACAAACUUUUAAAUUAAUGUUUAUUAGGAUUAUAGGAAAGCUAUGUAGUUAUUCAUUAUGUUUGAGGGAAAGAAAAAGGCAAUAGAACUGUAAAGAGUUAUGGUAAGUUUGGUUGCCUACAAGCCAAAGUGAUUCUUCAGUGCACACUAGAAUAAUCCUCUUGUACAAUGUGUGAAAAUUACUAUAAGGGCUUUCAGGUAUUGAGAAUUUAUGUUAUCAUUAUGUAUUAAGCAGGUAGGAACAAUAUUAUUUUGCCGCUAACAAAAUGGGGAGGCAGAAGUUAUCUGGUUAAACUUACACUUGAGGUUAAAGGCAAGCCAAGGACUUAGGAACAGGUUUCUGGGUUCGUAGGUCCUACCAUUUAUAAAAAAUAACUGUUAGCUAACCUCCUAUUUCACAAUUAUUUUACUUAUGUGUACAAAUAAUUUAUUGAUUUAGUAUCAGGAGUUUCUGAAGACAGUAAAUCAUGAGACAUCUUUUUAAGAGAAAAAAAGAUUGCAGUUAGAGAUAUUUCACACAAUGUUUGUAUUCUGAUUUAGCUAACAUUCCUUUGUUAUUUUUUUCAUUUUAAGAGGAAAUGAAUCCUUAUCUCCAAUAAUCAAUUGUUUAGUGAAUUGAUUGUGGUAAUAACUUUUGUUAUAUACAAUUUCUAAAAUUUUCUGGGAUGGUUUCAAUUUUAUUGGUUCUGCCCAUCAUAACAAGAACUUUUUGAAGUUUAUGAACCCAUAUUUGAUUAUUAAUAUCCAAAGAGAAUUGUGGCUGGAUUCAGCAACCUUAGCCAACUGCACCAACUAGUAGAAAUCACAGGCCAAUUUGUUAUUUCCAAAUACUAGUGAAUACUUAAUAUUUCUUAUUUGGUAUUUGAGAGCAGUUACAUUUUUAUUCUCAGCAAAUAUAAAAUUCAUUGAUUAGAAAAUCAAGACAAUGCAUGUCUUAGCUUGAUUGCACAUAUCCAAGGACUUGCUAGUGGAUAUCAUAUAUAACAUUUCUAACUUAAGCCAUUUGAUACACAGUGUUCUCGCUGUCUUUUGCCUCCAUCAUUAAAAAAUUGUAGACUUGAAAUUGAGAAAGUUAAAAAACUUUAUGAUCACCUAUGCAAUGAUUUGGGAGGUAGAAAAUAAAUUUCCUAACUUUCA
Messenger RNA from Choloepus didactylus (southern two-toed sloth), 3967 nucleotides. RefSeq names its product thymocyte selection associated (gene THEMIS). The record is from RefSeq and is a predicted model, not a curated record. The coding region runs from base 141 to 2075 and encodes 644 amino acids. The transcript is spliced from 6 exons. Gene Ontology annotation, biological process: T cell receptor signaling pathway. Lineage: Eukaryota; Metazoa; Chordata; Mammalia; Pilosa; Megalonychidae.